AUGUACUCCUGCGGCGGACAGAACGGCUCCGUAGUACUCAAGUCCACCCAGGGACUCUUCGAUGUCGCGGAUAGACCAAGAGUUAUCGAGCAGUAUGGCUGUGUGGUUAUGGAGGUUGAGGAUUACAUUGAUGGCAUCAACCAUCCUGAAUGGGGCAGAGAGAAGAAACAGAUCUUUGGCCCAGAGGAUGGUCCGUAUGUGUUGAAGGCGAAAUAUGUUUUUGGACUUGAUGGUUAG
Cadophora gregata is the source of this 237-nucleotide messenger RNA. RefSeq lists its product as uncharacterized. NCBI's taxonomy places the organism in Eukaryota, Fungi, Ascomycota, Leotiomycetes, Helotiales, Ploettnerulaceae. Bases 1 to 237 code for a protein of 78 amino acids. The record is from RefSeq and is a predicted model, not a curated record. The transcript has a single exon.